GUGGUGUCGCCUGAGACCCUCAGCUACCUCCAGUCUCUGCGGGAGAAGAUCAGCAUAGGGGUCGUCGGUGGCUCCGACCUUGCCAAGCAGAAGGAACAGCUUGGAGAUAGUCCCAACCUGUUUGACUUUUGCUUCUCCGAGAAUGGCUUGCUGGCCUACAAGGACGGGGAGAAGAUCGGCGAAACAUCGAUAACACAGCAUCUCGGCGAGGAGAAGCUGAAGAAGCUGAUCAACUGGGUUCUGAAGUACUUUGCAGAACUUGAUAUUCCCAUAAAGCGUGGCACCUUUGUGGAGUUCCGCAAGGGCAUGCUGAACCUUUCUCCGAUUGGCCGCAACUGCAGCCGAGAAGAGCGUAACGAGUUCGAAAAGUUCGACCUGGCAAACAACAUCCGGAAGACGAUGGUUGCCAAGCUGAAGGAGGAGUUUGCAGACUACAACCUGAGCUACUCCAUAGGUGGGCAGAUUUCUUUCGACGUCUUCCCGACCGGGUGGGACAAAACCUACUGCCUGCGAUACCUGCCAGAAGCAGACUUCGAUGAGAUCCAUUUUUUCGGUGACAAGACGUUCGAGGGUGGCAACGAUUUCGAGAUCUAUACUCACCCCAGGAUUCUCGACGGCCGAAGUUGCACCUCACUACUGCUUCUGCUGCUGCUGCUGCUGCUGCUGCUGCUGCUGCAACGAGUGCGACCACCACUGCAACCGCAACCACCAGUCACUAUGAAUGAUUGA
Symbiodinium necroappetens is the source of this 729-nucleotide messenger RNA. Lineage: Eukaryota; Dinophyceae; Suessiales; Symbiodiniaceae. The record is from the annotation of a GenBank genome assembly.